UCAGUUGCGUGUUUACUGUCACUAUCUAGUAUGAUCCACUCAUUGUUUACUCAAACUUGUUAUAUAAAUGAGUGCGGCAAGAUUACAUUCGAAGUAAAUGUAUAGAAACGAAGCGUACGCGAAUUUAACUUACAAUACGAGUGCUAACUACAUGUAGCUAGUUCGUCUGUGGCAGUGCGGAAGAAGGUGUGCGACAGUAUACGGAAUGGACCCCAAGGCUAAUAAACAGUAUGAGUAUGAAGAUGAAUCCAAGGAAACAAGCAAUAUUAUGGAUCUCUUGGGAUAUGGGCCCCUUAUUAGAAAGACAAGAAGAGAAGCUUACACGGAGCUUGACAGGUUUAGGGUGAAAUAUGUCGACCGUUGGUUGUUCUCCAUCACAACAGGGAGCAAGGCGGAGGGACUAACAUGUGUAUUUAAAAACGAUAUAGAUCAGAUAUUCGUAGCACGAAAUGCUAUGUGCCUGGAAGAAGGCAUUGACCAAAGCACAAUUUCUGGUGACAUCGAUCUCUUCAAUAUGAAUUUUCAAACAACCAGUGCGGGAUAUUGUAGACUACUACAAGGCAGACAUGGUCCGAUUGGCCCGAUUCACAUUAUCAAUGCUCUAUGUGAGGAUGGAUGUGGUAACUUUGUAUUAAGCAGUACACUGUAUUUAGAGCAAUAUACAAGAGUUCGUUUGCCAGGGAUUCUCUACCAUGCAAGUGUUGGUCCAUCGUUGCCAUGCUCUACUGGUCAAUUUAGACUUGAUAAGGUACACGCAAUUCGCUGUCACUGUCCAAGCAUAUUGCAGACAUGGGCAAAUCGACUUCGUAAUUGGCCACCACAGAAAGUGAUUGCAAUGGGAGCAUUUGUUGCUCCUAUUGGUUUUAAAGGCAGCGCAUUCAACCAUUUAGAGUGGCGGAUAUGCGUUAAUACUGCUGAGACGGAGCUUGUGAAUAAUCUAAACGACACGCAGGUCAAAAUAUAUGUAAUACUGAAGAUGGUAGUUCAUGAUGUAUUGUCGCCUAAUACAAAAGAGAUAACAUCAUAUAUAUUGAAGAACAUCGUAUUAUGGCUAGCAGAAAACAACCCACAAGAAGUGUUCCAUUCAGGAAGUUUGUUUCAUUGGCUUCACGGGGGAUUUGAUAUAUUACAAAAGUCUAUAUCAACGAGACAUCUAUCUUACUAUAUGAUACCUGAGAGAACUUUUAUGGCAGAAAGGGACCUACAUGAUAAUCAACAGCGUGAGUUUGCAACAUCGAUCAAUUGUAUUAUGAACGAAGGUCCAAGGCUACUACUAAGAUUGAAGAAAAUACGCCGAGCCAUUGUGUCCCAUCCUGAACCUCUCCUGUGGUACAGCAGGAUGAGGACUAAGCUGGAGAUUUUAUACUUGAUGAUGUUGAACAGAUUUCAAUGCACAGACUUUAACGGAAUAUGUGACGAGUCUGAUUCGAUGAUCCAUAGCUUAAGUAAACGUGCGGUUGAGAUCGCAGUAGAGGUCGUAUGGCAUAUGCAUCAGGAAGGCAGUUAAUUAAAUGAUUCGAUGUAUCAAUUAUAUGAGAGGAUGCUCAGCUAAGUAAGAACAUGUUCACAACAACCAAACACUGCAAACAUUAACAUAACAUUCCUUGUAUCAAAUUUGGGGAAUAGUUAAUUAUUAAAGUAAACUAAACAAAGAACUAAAACUGCUAAAUGAACAUCACAAAUAAUGACGACAAUGAAGCUCUACUUUACUUAUGUAUUAUCAAUUAUCCAUACCCUCAAUAUAUCAUAAUGAUAAUACCGAUGUCAUUUUAAUAAACGAAUGAAUGACAAUUGGACCAUCGACAUGCGACAUUGCAAAAUAGAGGAAAGUAAUAAUGUUAUAUUUUAUUUUGUAUAUUUGUCAAUUCGAAAUCAUAUUGGUUGUUACUUUACAGCGCGAUGAGCUUUCAUAUUGCAUUAUAAAUCAUGACACAUCUAAAGUAUAUUGACACAUGUGUUGUUGAAAGAACGAACUUAUAUAGGCAUGAUUGUAAAGUUGGUUAUUUUGUGGUUUGUAAGUAUUCAAUCAGCAUCUGCACAAAUUUACAAUGUCGCUGAUUUUGCUGUCUACCUCCGUAACAAGUAUUAUACGUCGAUAUAUGAAUGUAUAGUAGCGUGCGAUGUAUAUCAAUUUUGAGGUAUACGAUAUGUGAAUCAAACGGAAAUAUUACCAUUUUAUACUGUUCUCAUCCAAACUACUGCCGCUCCGGUGUCGUGUUGUUUUAGUCAAUGCAUCUGCGUUGUCUAAAACAAUGUGUUAACAAAUAUACAACAAUUAUCAUUGUGAAAUUGUUAUUCCAUAUUGCAUCAAUACAAAUAUUUGUAUAAAAUU
Messenger RNA from Dreissena polymorpha, 2332 nucleotides. RefSeq lists its product as uncharacterized. Lineage: Eukaryota; Metazoa; Mollusca; Bivalvia; Myida; Dreissenidae. The coding region runs from base 206 to 1507 and encodes 433 amino acids. The record is from RefSeq and is a predicted model, not a curated record. The transcript is spliced from 3 exons.